UGCAGAUUCAACACGAAGCCAAGUUCCAUACACGGUGUGCGUCCAUACGUGGAGCAUGGACGUCAAGUAUAAAUAUGCAAUCGUACGGGUUAAGGAAUCGUCGGUAAUCGACUUUUUCGGGCUGAUUGCAUCCAACGGCUACUCGGACGUGUCCUUCGUGAGCAACCUGAAUCAGGCGAUAGCGCGUCCGGACCCGAACGACGAUGCCGGAGCGUCGACGUCGAUGAAAAACGAUGAUCGUGUUGCUGAUUCGGAAGACCAUUGCUCUGUCUCUGCCACUCCUGUCUCACCUGGUGAGGAGUUCACAAACGGAAGUGCUUCGAAACGGUUGGCAAAUGCGUUCAAUAUCAACGUAACUGUACCGAAAGUGGAAAAGGACAGCGAUCCUGCUUUGGAGGACGAAGGCGAGGAUGGUGGCGACUUGAACUUGGACUCGUUUGCACAAGGAUCCGCUCCCAUUGACUUAGUUACGGGAUUAUUUGCAACGGGUCAAUUGACGCAUCUUUUGCAGCAUAAGAUCCCCAACCUCGGAUCUGACUGGAACCCGUCUUCCGACAUGAAGGCGCGACAAUUCAUCUCCAACCAUUCGCGAUUACCUCCUUAUAAGCAGUUGGAAGGAUUCCAGACGCGGAUGAAGGGUUGGCAACGAGAGUAUAUCAAGGACAUUAUCAAAGAAGGGCAUUAUCCGACGGAAGAAGAGCUCAGGGAUAUAGAAGUAAAAUGUGACCUCAGUCGAAAGCAGGUUCUCAGAUUCAUUGCCAAACGCGUUGGAAAUCCAAAUCGAAAGCCUCGUGACGGUCGACUACCUCCAGCCACUCCGGAAGAAAUCCAACAAACGUUGGAAAAAUUCAACGGCACCUCCGCAUAACUCAUUUGUUGUUCUAGUUUCUAGUUCUGCUCUCACUGUUCAUCGACAACGAUGGUAUCCCGACGCUCAGACCGAUACCAACGAACUCCGCUUACACUUGGCUUUAUUACUUGACUCGCUGCCCUCUCUCCCCCUCCCUUGUAAGUACAAAAGGUGCGGCGAGUUCCGCGCUCAGCUCUCUCUAGGCAAUGAUUUGAAGCAUGACGACAGUAACGCACGUUGUGUAAUCUCUAGUGUAUUAUA
Messenger RNA from Cylicocyclus nassatus, 1111 nucleotides. The record is from the annotation of a GenBank genome assembly. NCBI's taxonomy places the organism in Eukaryota, Metazoa, Nematoda, Chromadorea, Rhabditida, Strongylidae.